UUUCUCUCUCUAUAAACUGUAAAGUAUAAACACACUCGUCAAUCUUCUGUUACUUUUUCUUUAAACACCCCUCACUCUUCAGCCCCUUUACUCUUUAAAUACAUUUUUCAGUUUUUUAUUUCACGAUUCACAACUCACUGAUAAUUUAAUUUUUUUCUUUCUUUCACUUGUUAAGUCCUUUCUCUCUCUGGGCUCUCUGCAACUUAAGAAGUUAGUCUCUCUCUAGACAGUUUGCUUGAACCCAGAUACAACACCUGUUAAGCGAGGCCACCAUUUGGCAAACAAUCCCCUCUCUAAAAAUGGCCUCAGACCCUUCCCUCUCUUCACCACCUCCUCUCUCUUCCACCGCCACCGCCAUGGCAAAACCUCAAAACCUACCACCUCUUUGUCUCUCCUCUCGAACCAGUAAACCAUGGCUCGCAAGAAAGUGUCGCCUAAAACCUGAUCAUUUAACAGAUACGCUGAUCUUCACUGGAGGCGCCAUGGCUGCUCUGUUACUCAUCUAUGCCAUUUACUCUCUCUGUAACCCCACGGCCAUUACUACCACUUCUUUCUCUGAGGUCAAGCCUCAAAACCCUAAUCCCCCAUUAGCCCAUGACUGUCACCACCCCAAGCUCCAAAACCCGUUUUCCACAAUCCCUACGUUCUAUGAUGACCCAAACCUCUCUUACAGAGUUGAGAAGCCGAUAAAAAAUUGGGACCAGAAUCGUCGACAAUGGAUGGAACAAAACCCCUCUCUCUCUCUAAAUUCAGAGGAAAAAGUGUUGCUCGUCACUGGCUCUCAAGCAAAGCCCUGCAGAAACCCAGUUGGGGAUCACCUUUUACUUAGAUUUUUCAAGAAUAAGGUCGAUUAUUGCAGGCUCCAUGGCUAUGACAUCUUUUAUAACACUCUUCUCUUUCAACCGAAGAUGUUCACCUUCUGGUCUAAAAUCCCAACUGUGAAAGCAGCCAUGUUGGCUCACCCCGAGGUCGAAUGGGUUUAUUGGGUCGACUCCGAUGCGGCUUUUACAGAUAUGGAGUUCAAGCUUCCAUUACAGAAGUACAGAGACCAUAACCUAAUAGUCCAUGGAUGGGAUCACCUGGUUUAUCAAAAUAGAAGUUGGACUAGCUUAAAUGCUGGGAUUUUUCUUAUCAGAAAUUGUCAAUGGUCCAUGGAUUUCAUGGAGGUUUGGGCAAGCUUUGGACCCCAAAGCCCCAAUUAUGAAGAGGCAGGAAAAACUCAAACCUCUGUUUUAUCAGAUAGGCUCUUCUCUGCAUCAGAUGAUCAAUCAGCUCUGGUUUAUUUGCUUUUAACUGAGAGAGAUAAAUGGGGUGACAAAAUUUUCUUGGAAAAUUCUUAUUACUUUGAAGGUUAUUGGGUCGAGAUCAUUGGCACCUACGAAAACAUCACGAGAAGGUAUGAAGACAUGGAGAAAGCUCAGCCAAUUCUCCGGCGUAGGAAACCGGAAAAACUCGCCAUGAAGUUCGGUGAAUUGAGGGAGCCAUAUUUGAAAGAGGCAGGAAAUGGGAGGUUUAGUUGGAGAAGGCCAUUUGUCACUCAUUUUACAGGGUGCCAACCCUGCAGUGGCGAUCAUAAUAAGAUUUAUUCUGGUGAAAAUUGUUGGAAAGGUAUGGAAAGAGCCCUUAAUUUUGCAGAUAAUCAAGUUCUAAGGAACUUUGGUUUUGUUCAUGAAGAUUUAUCUGACUCGGCUUCUGUGAAACCAUUGCCUUUUGACUUUCCGGCGAGUGUGGGUUGAUUUUCCGGUGAGGAUUCCAGCAAUGAAGGCUGGGGCGUUGGGUUCUGGGCUCAGUGGUCAUGUGUACAUUCUGGGUGUCGGUAAAGUGGAUAGUACCUUGGGUUUCUUUUCAUUAUUUUUCUGGUUUAUCGUUGUAACUUUUUAGUCUUUCUUUUAAUUUUUUAUUAUCUUUAUAAGAUACUUUGAUAUCGUGGCAUGAUU
Molecule: messenger RNA, 1937 nt
Organism: Amborella trichopoda
Lineage: Eukaryota; Viridiplantae; Streptophyta; Magnoliopsida; Amborellales; Amborellaceae
Product: galactomannan galactosyltransferase 1
Cellular component (GO): membrane; trans-Golgi network; endosome
Molecular function (GO): galactosyltransferase activity
Source: RefSeq, a predicted model, not a curated record